AUGGAUUUGUACAAAGAUGAUAGCUCACCAUACUGUUAUUUCCAUCCAAAGGAAGAAUAUGUUGGAGUGUGUCCUCUCUGUUUGAACGAGAGGCUUCUGGUUUUAGCUUCAAAACAGAGAUCAUCCUUAAGAACCAAACACUCUUCUUCUUCACCAAUCAUAAGCCUCCCUAAGAUCUUCGCCUUGACCUCUCUCCUCAGUCGCCUUGAUCUCCGUCACCGGAAAUUCCAUCCCUCCUCCGAUCUUGACGUCUUGACAAGCCAAGAAGAUUCUUUUAUAUCGAUAAAAUUCGAAGACGAUGGAAACGCGUCAUGGGAGAAGAAAGCAGUGUCAAAAGUUUGUGUAGACAACAACACAAACUCAAGAACAUGCAAUAAGAAGGAGCAAUCCCCUAUAACAAGCACUACGAGUAUUGUAGAGCACAAUAGUGCCAAGUCAUCGCUUAGGUGGCGCAAACGUAUUGGUCAUCUCUUCCACGUCAUCAGACUCAGAUCAGGAUCGUCCACUUCUUGCCACGUGGCAUCAUCCAAGGUGGAGAGUGGUAGUGCCAAAGUGAGAAAACAGGGUUGGAUGGUGAGGACUUUAACCAGAAGAAAAUCCAAGAAAAGUAAAACUUGA
Messenger RNA from Arabis nemorensis, 618 nucleotides. Lineage: Eukaryota; Viridiplantae; Streptophyta; Magnoliopsida; Brassicales; Brassicaceae. The record is from the annotation of a GenBank genome assembly.